Messenger RNA from Rosa rugosa (rugosa rose), 942 nucleotides. RefSeq names its product heparanase-like protein 1. The record is from RefSeq and is a predicted model, not a curated record. The coding region runs from base 147 to 542 and encodes 131 amino acids. Lineage: Eukaryota; Viridiplantae; Streptophyta; Magnoliopsida; Rosales; Rosaceae. Gene Ontology annotation, molecular function: beta-glucuronidase activity. The transcript has 2 exons. Gene Ontology annotation, cellular component: plant-type cell wall; membrane.
UACUGUGACUUACGAUCUGUAUCUUACAUUUUCAGGCCCCUUGUCACAUUUAGCUUGAAUGUACUGUCAGGGAGGCACCACAAAGGCGCGGAUGUUUGGGUUGGAGAUUUUUGAAGGGCUACCACAUAAAUUCAUGGGAGUUGGGUAUGAUUAUGAAAAGAUAUGAACAUCUUUCUUGCCACUUGUUUUGUUUUUGCUUCACAUAUAUUCUUGUCUAUCUUGGUGUAGGUAAUGAGCUCUGUGGUAAUGGUGUUGGAGCUAGAGUUGGAGCUGAACAGUAUGGAAAAGACAUGAUGAAGCUUAAACAACUUGUCAACCAGUUGUACAAUGACUCCCACAUAAAGCCUGCAAUUGUAGGACCUGGAGGAUUCUAUGAUCAAAAGUGGUUUGCCACGCUUCUUCAGGUUUCUGGUUCAGGUGUAGUCAAUGUUGUCACUCAGCAUCUUUACAAUCUGGGUCCAGAUAGUUGGAAGCAAUGGGUUCGAAGAAGAAGGAAAAGGCUGAACGAGAGAAAAAGUCAAAGAAAGUUGUGUAGCUGCUGAUCGGUAAGGAGAGGAAAUUUGUGGUCUGUUUUAGUAUUUGGAAGUUGAAAAAUGUAGAGUUGGAGAAGAAUUGGGGGCCUUUACCUUUCAAUUUUGCAGCGACAUUAUGUUUGGAUUGUAGGCUUAUAUGCAAGGAAAGUAUUGGGUAGAGAGUUUGAAGUUAUGAAUUACUUUGUUUUGGCUGCGUAACCAUACUGAACACCUAUUUCUUUUCAAUUUUGAGGAUUAUCAUAAUCCUUUAUAAUGCAGGGAAUAGUGUACAGUUGCAGGUGAACUAAACUGCAUAUAGUUAUUGUAAUGGUCUGUUUUGGGCUAGCCUUGAUGUAGGUUGGGGUGUUUUUGCCUAUUUUUGGAACUAUUAACAAUUCUAAUGUUUGACAGAAAUUAAUGCAAUGCCCCA